Triplophysa rosa is the source of this 3272-nucleotide messenger RNA. RefSeq names its product otolin 1a (gene otol1a). The transcript has 4 exons. The record is from RefSeq and is a predicted model, not a curated record. Gene Ontology annotation, molecular function: protein binding. Bases 1390 to 2913 code for a protein of 507 amino acids. NCBI's taxonomy places the organism in Eukaryota, Metazoa, Chordata, Actinopteri, Cypriniformes, Nemacheilidae.
UGACUUACUAAACCUUCUCUAUAACGUUUUUUUAUUAUUAUGGCGACACCAUUAUGCAUUUUUAUCUAUUCUGUGCAGUUAUGUAUGAUUUUCUUCUGUAACUUAUUGAACACAUAUUAAAGGCACAGUUCACCCAAAAAUGGAAAUUCUGUGCCAAUUUACUCACCCUCAAGUUGUUACAAACCUGUUGAACACAAAACAUAUUUGGAAAAAUGUUAGCAAAUUUCAGUUCUGGGACAUCACCCACUAUUUUUUUGUUAUGUUAAACAAAAAAUGAGAUAACUUGAAGAAUUUAGGAAAGCAAACAGUUCUAGGGCACCUUUGACUACCAUUGUAAUUUUUACUAUGGUAGUCAAUGGUGCCCCAAAACUGAAAAUUGCUAACAUUCUUCAAAACAUCAUCCUAUGUGUUCAGCAGAACAAAGUAAUUUAUACAGAUUUGGAACAACUUGAUGAAUAAAAUUGUGACAGAAUUUUCAUUAUUGGGUAUUCCUUUAAAUAUUAAACACAGCAUGUAACUCAUUCAGCACUAUUUAGAGCUAAGCAAUUCAUUGUAAAUGUAAAAAGAAAAUGGCACUUUUACGAACAUGUUUAAUUAUAUACUUCUAAAUUUUAGAAAAGAAAAUUACAAACAUGGUCAUAUUUAUAAUAAUUAUUAAUAAAAUCUAUGCACGGUUUGAGUGCAACUAUGUAUUCCUUCAUGAGUAAUUGACCAUCUCAUUGAUAAAACACCAGAAAUACAGAUGCAUGAGAAUGAGACGGAUUGAUGUUACUUUCUAAAGGCACCACAUUAGCUUCUCCUCGGGUAUCAAGUCCUCAGGCCCAUGCCAAGUGUACCUCACCUGCCCAUUCAUCACAAAAGACUCGGAUUGGCUGGAUUGAGGGGAACGGAGAGGAACAGUUUCUUAAAAGCUAGCGAUCUGGACACAGGUUUCUCUCAGAUAAGGAGAGGCGCCACUCGAGUUCAGUCAGUAGGUAAGUAUUUGGGGUCAUUUAUCUGCUUUUAUAUUUUAUUCUGUUUUUAUGUUUGGUAAAAUAGCAAAACCUUAGUUAUCACAAGGAAGGACACUUUUAUUAGUUGUGUUUGAUAAGAAGUGUCUCUAUAACUAUUGGUCAUGCUUAAGUUUAUGGAUUUGUAUUCAUCUUAAAAGGUUAGAGUUUGAUGUCUUAAUAUAUUCUGACGGGGCAUUAAAAGCAAAUAUUGUACAAAUACACCACUAUUGUAAAUGAGGCUUCAGAGCCAAAUUUAGGAAUCAGAAUAUUAUAGACUGUGGGAUGCACUGUUCUGCUGUGGUCCAGUAAGCAGCAUCUUAAAACACUUUUUUUUGCACUGACCUUUUUUUCACAAAGUGUAAAAAUAGUUUAUGUCUUAUGCUUUCUUCUGUCACCCAUGUCCGUCAGCAUAUUUGGCUGCUGUUUGCGCGCAGCUACAAUGCUCAGUAUUCUCCACCUGCUCAUCCUGGUGAUGACUUUGAUGGUGGUAAAAACAGGAACUCAAGCAUCGAUACCCAAAACCACACAGUGGCCACGACUGAAGCCCACAAAAAAGCCUCCUCCCGGGGAUGGAGGGGACCCUCCGCAACCGCCCGCUCACUUCGGGACACGGCAGAUCACCACCACGGUCAGCCCCACUAUCAGUGGCUUCACAGAAGAAACCACAGACUCGUUGAUGGAUGUGUACUCUAUUUCUCCCACCGACAGUACAACCUUCGCUAAUGAUGCAUAUUCGGCUGACUAUCACACUGAGGCCAUGGUUCCUCCUGGGGUGGGUCCUGGGAACUACACGUUGGAUUACAAUGAGUGCUUUUUUAAUUUCUGUGAGUGUUGUCCACCAGAGAGAGGACCUCCAGGACCAGUGGGAGAAAAGGGGUCUCCAGGUAUUCCAGGCCAGAAGGGGGAGAUUGGACCUCCUGGGUCUCCAGGUCAAGAUGGACUCACCGGAGCUCCUGGUCCACAUGGAGAAAAAGGAGAUAACGGUGAUCCUGGUGUGAGUGGGCUGCCUGGUAUUCCUGGCAUCACAGGGAAACAAGGAGAGAAAGGUGAAAUGGGCCUCAAAGGAGACAAAGGAGUUAUAGGUUCACCUGGGAUAAAAGGAGACCCAGGUGACCAGGGAGAGCCUGGCUGGAAUGGAACUAAAGGGGAGGCGGGUGAACCUGGAUCCCCCGGACCGAGUGGCCCCCCUGGCAUCAAGGGGGACAAAGGUGACAAAGGAGACUGUCCAUUUGGGGAAAAAGGGCAGAAAGGGAGUAUGGGUGAGGAAGGGCCUCCAGGGCCAAAAGGAGACAUGGGCAUACCAGGUCUGAGCGGCAUAAACGGGCUUCCUGGGGCCAAAGGGUCAAAUGGAGAUCCAGGACCCCCUGGUAAACAGGGAGAGCCUGGUCCUCCAGGACCUCAAGGACCGGCGGGGCAAAGAGGGAUGGCAGGGAUGAAAGGCGCACGAGGCCUGAAGGGAGCACGGGGUAUUAGGGGACUUAAGGGCCUUAAUGGUGAACCGGCCAUUCAGAAGCGUUCAGCUUUCAGCGUAGGUCUUUUUCCAAGCCGAUCGUUUCCACCGCCAGGCCUGCCUAUCAAAUUUGACAAAGUCAUUUAUAAUGAGGAGGGUCACUGGGACCCCAACAUCAGUAAGUUCAACUGCACUCACGGGGGCGUGUACGUGUUUUCCUACUACAUCACUGUGCGUAAUCGACCCCUGCGCGCAGCCCUGGUUGUGAACGGCAUUCGGAAACUACGAACUCGCGACUCCCUCUAUGGCCAAGACAUCGACCAGGCCUCCAACAUGGCCGUGCUCCGUCUGUCAUCUGGUGACCAGGUAUGGCUGGAAACUCUGCGGGACUGGAACGGCGUUUAUUCCAGCAGUGAGGACGACAGCACGUUUUCUGGAUUCCUGCUCUAUGCUGAUGCAACCAAGGACUGAUCGCCAGACCUUUACUUUGUUUCUGAAGGGGCAAAGUGAAAGUCGCCUAUAUUAUCCAAAGCACUUGAGCACUGAACUUAAGACAACUAACAGCCAUUAAACAGCCACUAAUUGUAAUUACUUUAUAACCUGAAUUAUUGAUGUUGGAUAUUUUAUACAAUGAUUAGUUUUAGCUGUUUGGGUAGCUUCUCAAUACAUAGACAACAGCUUAUGCAAUAAGAAGUAAUAAAGAUUUAUAUUCUUUUUUACACAAAGGCCAUGCUGUGCUCUUUUAUUUUUUUAAUCGAAUCUGUGGGAAAGAAUACAUUGCAUAUACUGUAUAAACAUUGUCUUUUUUUAAUAAAGGCAAUGUUUGGCAA